Aedes albopictus (Asian tiger mosquito) is the source of this 5352-nucleotide messenger RNA. RefSeq names its product zonadhesin-like. Lineage: Eukaryota; Metazoa; Arthropoda; Insecta; Diptera; Culicidae. The record is from RefSeq and is a predicted model, not a curated record. The transcript is spliced from 3 exons. Bases 67 to 4242 code for a protein of 1391 amino acids.
UUGAAAUCCGUCACGAUCGGUUCUAGUUCUAGGAAAAGUGAAAAGCUGAAGAGUCUCGGAAGAUAGAUGGAACGGAAGAUGGAAUCUUCCCUCCCUGUCGCGCUCUUGUUCUUGCUCAUCCUGCAGCUAUGCGUCCCCGGCACGCUAUCAUCACGGACCAACAAACAACUGAAGGACCAUCAGCUGAAGAAACCGUUGAACAUCAGGGCUCGUCGAUACUGCACCGGUGCCGAGUGCAUCAAGACCUGCCCCUUGGACUAUGAGCUGGACAAGGACAAGCAGUCAUGCCGUUACCAGAGAUCCGUAUGCCCAGCCAACUACGUUCAACGUCACGGAAGCUGCGUACUGUCGGAGAUUCAAUGCCCACCGGGAAGCGUCCGUCAGGGCAAUCGGUGCGUCGUUAAGACCAUGGAAUGCCCCAGCGGGUACACUAUGGAAGGAAACAACUGCAUCAACACACGAUACUGCCCGGAGGAUUACCACUGGGAAAAUGGGUUUUGCUAUCGACAGCAACGGCAGCAAAUUUGUCCCAAUGGGUACGAGAACCGCAACGGAGUAUGCAUUCAGAUUUGCGUCAACUGCGAUGCGGCAUGCUCGGAAUGCGACGAAGAGAGUGUUCCGCUGAAGUGCCCUGCAGGGUACGACAUGUACAGGGGCAGAUGCUUGAAAAUUGUCCAGGGUAGAGCGGAUAUCGAGUUGCGGAAUGUUACUUAUAGGGUACCGGUGGAAUGUGAAAAUGAUGGCAUCUACAACAACGGUUUGUGUAUGCUUAGAAAGUUUGAAAGCCCUAGAUGCGACAGUGGAAGCUUUUACUCGGGGACAUGCGUAGAGGUGGCUAGAUGUGCGCAAGGUGUAUUUACCAAUGACUGUGAAUGUCGUUCGGAGAGCAGUACUUCUGCAGUGUGUCGACAAGGGCAGCCUAGCCCCGACGGCUGUGUGAUCUCGAAAAGCCAGUGUCGCAAACCGGCUCAACUGGUGGGCGCAUUGUGCUCAGGGAGAUUGGAUUCUCAUCGGGCAUCCUGCGCUUCAGGUUCACCCCAUGAUCAUAUAUAUUGUACGUCAAAUGUACCGCGGUGUCCAUCAGGAUUUACACUAGAAGGUUCGUUCUGCGUGAGAAGCAUGUCGUAUCAGGUGGACUGUGGAAGACAUCAGUGGCACAAUGGGUGGUGCAGUAGUUUCGCCUCCUGUGAAGCGGGAUAUAAACUUCAAGAAAAUGGCGACUGUGUGCGAGAAAUGCGAGUGCACCAGGAGGUGUGUCCAUCCGGAACAUCAUUUGAUGGAGAGCAUUGUGUUAGCAAUACUCCACUCUGCGAACCAGAUCACGAGUAUGAUGAACGCUUCGGAAUUUGUGUGAAAUGUACGGAGCAAGCGGCUGUUUGUGACGGAGCCUCAGGAUACCAACUGAGUAAUGGAACCUGUGUUAAAUACACUCCGUUGUGUCAGUCUGGCUAUGUUUGGAAAGAUAAUCAUUGCUCUAGUAAGUCUCAGAGCUACGUACAAUGUGAAUCUGGAUAUGUUAUCGAUAACUAUUGUGUUCACAGUCAUCUGAACUGCCCUGACAACCAGGAGCUUAUAGAUGGCGUAUGUGUCCAUCAGGAACUUCCGAGCUGCCCAGAAGGAUCUGUUUAUCAAAAUGGACUAUGCGUAGCUGCUAAGCAGUGUCCUGAUGGCUACACAGUUGGGCAGCAAAGUUGUAUACAGGAAAUUAAAACUCCUUUUAACAAUUCCAUAAAACCUGAUUGUCGAUAUGGUUUCCAUCAUGAAAACGGAAACUGCGUCAAAACAAUUCUCAUAAAUGCGGUAAUUGACUCUCGACCAUUACAAUGUGCUAUCGGAUAUACUCUGAGAAAUGGAAAAUGUAUCAAAGAGUAUCGUGGAUUACUUGUUUGUCCACCGAAAACAAUUCAUAUGAAUCAUGAAAACAAAUGUUUCUGUAAAGUCGACCUCGUUUGCCCGAGUGGAUACGAAAGAAUGGGAGACGAAUGCGUUUUCAGAUCCCAGAGCUAUUACUCUCCGUAUCUCAACUUCCUUAACCCUUGCUACGGUGUGCAGUGCAGUUUACAGUACUGCCUCUCGCAAUGUUUUAGUCCGCCUUGUCCAGUACAACCCUGUUCAUAUGGAGUCCAGCACAUGGGUUCUAUUCACAGUGGUAAUAGCUAUCAAAACACAGAUAUUUGCGGUAUUGGGGAAAGUUGUGUAAACCAAGAAACCCUGGAAACUGUCGUCGGCCUGACCUGCCCUCCAGGGUACCAAAAAGAGAACAACACCUGCAUAGCGUAUUACAACCGCAUCUGCCAAACUGGUUAUAAGCUGAUCGACGACACCUGCUUGAAAAUUGAAGAAUCGAACGUUGUGUGCCCUUUAGGAUUCACUCUGUCCAACGGAACUUGCACACGUAUGCGCUGUGACGCCGGCUACUCACGAGAAGGAACUGUAUGUAAAAAAGUAGAAUACCACUCUCCGCUGCCCUGUCAGAAGAACUACAUCUUCGUUGAGGGCAUCUGCUUGCAUAGAAGUGAUUGCAAUGGCGGUUCCGUCGAAGGCGGCCAAUGUGUCAGACGAAGGUACGAAGCCUUCAGAUGUCCCCCGAAGUUCACACAACUGAACGAUUCUUGUGUGUUGUUGGCAACGUGUUCGGGCGAAAACAUGUUCUUCGCAGAAAAUGCCUGCCGAAGUUCAGAGCAAAUACAACUUAGAUGUCCACCGGAAACGAAAAGAGUCAAGAACAUGUGCGUCUACGAUAAGGGAGCCAUGUUUGAAAAGAUCACGUUACAUCCUCCGCAGUGUAACGGAAUAGUGAUGGAGCAGCUUCAGCAAUGCGCAUACAUCGAAACACCAUCUUGUGGUAAAGGGUACGUGUUAAAGAACGGACGAUGCGUGACUUGUUCCUCCAAAACACCUCAGUGUCCAACAGACAUGAUAAUCAUCAAGAGUAAAUGUAUUAAAUAUCACAAAUCCUGCAGAGAUGGUUGGUACCUUGACAAGGAUGGUCAGUGCGUGAUGGUGAAUAUACGUUCUGCAUCUUGUUCGCAGGGAAAACUGGCUUUCAAUAGAUGCAUUCAUGGAUUUCCUUCAUGCAAAGCUGGUUACACUAUUGAGGGUAACAGAUGCGUAUUUAAGGAGAUGAGUUUAGCUAGAUGUAACGAAGGAAUCCUACUUGGAGGCACUUGUGUCAGUCUGCAGUCAUGCAACAGCCAGGACUUUGUGAUGUCCAACGGAUGGUGCAUUCGAGACGAGUACUUUGAACCAACCUGCAAUAGCCGAACUGCACGGAAACGGGAUAAAUGCAUUAGUGGCCAUCUCAAGUGCCCUGAAAAUCACUACCAGUUCAAUGGAGAAUGUUUCUCGCACCAAAUACGCUCGGCGGAAUGCUCAAACAACGUCCAAUGCCUUGAAAACUUUUGUCCAAUCACCUAUCCUAGUUGCAGUAAUUCAUUCAACUUCGAUGGAUCCGUAUGUACCAAGGUUAUCUCUCAGACUCCAAAAUGCCCUGCCGGCACAGUUCCGGUCCGCAAUGAUCGUGACUACUGUCAGUAUUCAACAGAACAGGCGGACUUCUAUUGCCCUGAGGAAUAUAAUUACAAAAAUGGGAUUUGUCAAAAGCGGCAAUACGUCGAAGCUAGCUGUCCCAGUGGAUUCCGUAGAAAAAUGGAUUCAUGCGUACGCAAAACAUGCAAUAAUGCUGCCUUGACAAUCUACUGUGGAACCCAAGGUAUACCUUCUCCUUCACUAGGGGCUCCUCUCCAUGUUCCACAGUUCCCAAUGUCACGACCAGUCAACACAACAACUACAACAACUGUAUCGGCAAAUGAAGUCUGUUGUUACGUCCACUCGCCAAGAAUUUGCCAAUUUCAUGAAGGAACUGACGAAUGGAACUGCUUCCACACGGAAAAUCGACGAUGUGGCACCUUCUGUUCGCAUUCAAACCAGCGGCUCUACCUCCGCACCUCAGAGUCCUACUAUCUCAAUAACGUGCUGAUCCUACUACCACCGGAACAUAUCACAGAUACGAGAUUCGAGGACCUCGAUGAGAACGAUGACUACGUAUAUGAUACAACACCUAGUUGUGAUGGAUGUACGGAUCGCAGUUAUGACUGUGACAACUACUGUUACACCUACGACUGCCAGAAGGCUGGAAAUCAUUGCGAAUUCAGAGAUCAACGAGAGUUUUGCACAGCCUAUCCUGGACCUGGUUGCACUGCCAAAGACGGUUGCUACAGUCAUGAUUUCUGUACUAAGUAGGACUCAAUUAGGUAUAGUAGACAAUAUAUUAGAUUGGUGUAUAAGAAAACACGGUGUUAUAUAUUAUGUAAAAUAUAUCUUACGUAGAAAAAAUCCCUGGAGAGACAAAUUUCAGACGCUCUAACCAUCAAGUCCCAUAGAAUACUUACGAAAUCACCAAAUGUCACAUAAACAUUUAAAUUUAGGUAUAUACAUAUUGUAUUCUUCCAUAUUUGGCACGAUUAUUUCUAUAUUUACUUAGAUUCGUGUGGACGAUGGUUGGAUCUCUCAGCAGCUGAUGCAGUUCAUGGUUCAUUCGCCUUCUCCAAUUCCCGUCUUCCAUAUGCAUUUCGCCGUAGAUGGUACGCAGCGCCUUCCAUUCGAAAACUCCAAAGGCGCGUUGGUCCUCUGCACGUAGGGUUCAUGCUUCGUGCCCAAAGAGGACUACCGGUCUAAUCAGCUUUUCGUAGAUACCUAGAACUUCGUGUGACGGCGAACUUUGUUCGAUCGUAGAGUUCUGCGGAGUCCUGUCCAAAGUAAGCUCGAUUUCCAGCCACAAUGCGCCUCUGAAUUUCUCUGCUGGUGUCGUUGUCGGCGGUCACCAGUGAGCCCAAGUACAUGAAUUCUUCAACCGCCUCGAUUUCAUCACCGUUGAUAGAAAUUCGGAGUGCAGGGCGCGGUGAUUCUUCCCUGCGGCCAUUUGCCAUCAUGUACUUUGUCUUUGACACAUUAAUGACUAAUCCGAUUCGCCUGGCUUCAUUCUUUAGUCAGAUGUACGUUUCCGCCAUAGUCUCAAAUUUACGAGCAAUAAUAUCAAUAUCACCAGCAAGACCAAGCAGCUGAAUGGACUUCGUGAAAAUCGUUCCACUCGUGUUUAUUCCCGCUCUCCUAAUUACACCCUCUAAAGCAAUGUUGAACAGCAAGCACGAAAGACCAUCACCUUGCCGUAACCCUCUACGUAUGAGAUUCGAAGGGACUCGAGAGUGUCCCUGAUACUCGAACUACGCACAUCACUCGAUCCAUCGUCGCCUUGAUCAAUCGUAUCAGUUUAUCCGGGAAUCCGUUUUCGUGCAUAAUCUGCCAUAGCUGUUCUCGAUCGAUUGUAUCAUACGCCGAUUUUAAAUCGAUGAA